AUGAACAUUUACAGACUUUCCGGGGAUCUCACCCACCUCUUGGCCCUCGUCAUCCUAUUGGUGAAGAUUUGGAAGUCUCGGUCAUGCGCCGGUGAGUGUCUCCAUGAUUUCCGGGUUUCGGGGAGGUCGCAGGUGCUGUUUGCCAUGGUUUACACGACGAGAUUUCUGGAUCUUUUUACAAAUUUUGUCUCCGUCUACAACUCGGUCAUGAAGGUGGUGUUCAUUGCGAUCACCUUCGUCACCGUGUACCUCAUAUACGUGAAGUUUAAGGACUCCUACGACAGCGACCACGACACGUUCAGCAUCUACCUAGAGUCAGUGGCAAUCCUCCCGCAGCUGACCAUGGUGUGCAAGACCGGGGAAGCGGAUGGCACGAUGUCCCUCUAUCUGCUCACCCUCGGCUCCUACCGAGCGUGGUAUAUCCUCAACUGGAUGUACCGCUACUACUUUGAGGGAUUCUUCGAUCCAAUCGCAGUGGUGGCUGGAGUCGUCCAAACGAUCGACGUCGGUUGUACCUACAUCGUUGUCGAGUGGAGCAUUUCUAAACGCGCUGAUGAGGAAGACGAGACGCAGUUUGAUGACGUUGAGAAGCUCGCUUGUCCUCUCAUCCCUGGAUCCCUCGAUCAGCUGAAGUUUGCC
Molecule: messenger RNA, 639 nt
Organism: Darwinula stevensoni
Lineage: Eukaryota; Metazoa; Arthropoda; Ostracoda; Podocopida; Darwinulidae
Source: the annotation of a GenBank genome assembly